AGUAAGAAGCAUGUCGUCACCUGUCAUGCGUUCAGCAGCGCUGCUGUGCCUCCUGCGGGCUGUCAGCAUCACUGCUGAGAUGGACAGCGGCUCCUUCCUGAUCUUCAACCAGGACCACAACAAGUGCGUGAAAGUGUUGCACGCUUCGUCCAUCACGCUGGCCUCCUGCGAGCCCCAUGCCAAAGACCAGCAGUUCCGUUGGGCCUCCGAGUGGCGGCUGCUCAGCCUGUCCCUCAACCUGUGCCUGGGGGCCACCGAGAUCAAAGACUGGGUGAAGGUGCUGCUCUUUCAGUGUGAUGAGAGCAGCGAGCUCCAGCAUUGGCAGUGCAAGAACGAGACGCUCUUUGGUCUCAGGGACCAGGACCUGCACUUCAACUGGGGAAAUCGGAACGAGAGGAACAUCAUGAUUUAUAAGGGCUCAGGUGUCUGGAGCCGUUGGAGGAUAUACGGCACCAACAAAGACCUUUGUUCCAAAGGCUAUCAAGAGGUUUUCACAAUCGGAGGUAAUUCCUUUGGAGCUCCGUGUCUGUUUCCAUUUAAGUUUGGGGAGCAGUGGUACUCUGAAUGCACCAAAGCGGGACGCUCGGAUGGACAGCUGUGGUGCGCCACAGAGGACAAUUAUAACAUCAAGAAGAAGUGGGGCUUCUGUCCCACCACAGUAUCUUCAGGCUGGGACACAGACCCGGUGACAGGGGUCAAGUACCAGAGGAACGCUCAGUCAGUGCUGACGUGGCAUCAGGCCAGGAAAAGCUGCCAACAGCAAGGAGCCGACCUUCUCAGCAUCGUGGAGCUCCAUGAGCAGUCGUACAUUUCAGGACUAACCAGCACUUUGGGCACUGCCCUGUGGAUCGGACUCAACAGUUUGGACUAUGAGGGGGGGUGGCAGUGGAGCAACGGAAACCCUUUCCGAUAUUUAAACUGGGCCCCAGGGAAUCCCUCAUCCGACCCCGGAAUGAACUGCGCCACCUUAAAUGCUGCCAAAGCUUCCAAAUGGGAAACCAGCACCUGCACCAAGAAGCUGGGCUACAUUUGUCGUAAAGGGAACGCCACAGGUCUUCCUCCACCACCAAUUAAGCAGCACAGCUUCUGCCCUAAUCACUGGGUUCCUUACGGUGGGAACUGUUACUUCCUGGAGAGGAGUAAAAAAAUGUGGAAGGACGCCUUGACUGCAUGCCGCAAAGAAGGAGCAGACUUGGCCAGCAUUCAUAAUAUCGAAGAGCAGAGCUUUAUCAUCGCUCAGUCUGGAUACGUGGCAGCCGAUGUGCUCUGGAUUGGUUUGAACGACGAAGCCAACCAGAUGUUGUUCGAAUGGUCCGAUCGUUCCCAAGUCACCUUCACCCAGUGGAUGACAGACGAGCCCUCUCAUGCCACCAACCACCAGGAGGACUGCGUCCUCAUCAGAGGAAAGAAUGGGAGGUGGGCUGACCACCCGUGUGAGAAGGCGCUUGGCUACAUCUGCAAGAUGAAGGCCUCCUCGAAACUGGCAGAAGGCACUCAUGAAGAAACCAACCCGGGAUGCCAGCUGGGGGCCGUCAGGUACGGGUCCUACUGCUACACCAUUGGAGCUGAGAAGAAAACAUUUGAUGACGCCAAGCAGGUGUGCUCUCAGCAUGGGGGCAACCUUGUCGAUGUGGCAGACAGGUACGAGAACGCCUUCUUGACCAGUUUGGUGGGCUUGAGGCCAGAGAAGUACUUCUGGAUGGGAUUCUCCAAAAGAGAAAACACGCACUUAUUCACAUGGACCACCAGGAGAAAAGUCACCUUCACUCAUUUUAAUGUGGACAUGCCAGACAGAAAACUAGGCUGUGUUGCCAUGACAACGGGGAUAUUUGCCGGCUUGUGGGAGGUGGUCAGCUGCAGCAACAAGGAGAAGUACAUCUGCAAGAAGCCAGCAGAGGGCGUUCACGUGACCACGGUCCCGCCCACUACUCCCGCCCUAAACUGCGCCUCCGGGUGGACACCCGUGUCCAACAGGAACGUCUGUUUCAAACUUUACAAAAAGACAGACCCGAAGAAGACUUGGUAUGAGGCUCGCUACUUCUGCAGGGCCAUCGGCGGCGACCUGCUGAGCAUCCACAGCUCAGAGGACCUGAGCAAUGCACAGUUUCAUUCUUCAGAUGCAGCCUGGAUCGGCCUAAGCUUCCUUGGUACCAAUGAAGGUUUUGUCUGGACUGAUGGAUCGCCUUACGAAUUUGAGAAUUGGGGCUAUGGGGAGCCAAACAACUACAAUGACAAUGAACACUGUACAGAAGUGCAGGCCUACUACGGGCGCCACUGGAACGAUCGCCACUGCGAGGUGUACAACGACUGGAUCUGCCAGAUACGCAAAGGUGUGACUCCCAAAGCCGACCCCGUCAUAAACAUACCAAAGUACAACACCACAGAGGAUGGAUGGCUCAUCUACAACGACUCGCAAUAUUACAUCAACAACGACCUCCAGCCGAUGGAAUCUGCUAGAGCAUUCUGCCAAAAAAACUUUGGCGAACUGGCUGUCAUCACAGCCGAGAGUGAGAGGAAGUUCCUUUGGAAGCAGAUCUCACAGGGUUCAGAGGGCCAGUACUACAUAGGCAUGAUUGUCAAUUUGGACAAAUCCUUCAGCUGGCUAGACGAAACCCCGGUGACAUACACCGCUUGGGAACACAAUGAACCCAACUUUGCCAACAAUGAUGAAAACUGUGUGACCAUAUACAAGAGCAUGGGCUACUGGAAUGAUAUCAACUGUGGACUUCAGCUACCGUCUAUCUGCAAAAGAAGCAGUAGUUUUGUCAACACAACGAUGCUUCCCACCGCUAUUCCUCAAGGUGGAUGUGCCCCGGAAUGGAUCGCCUUCCGAGGCAAGUGCUACAAGAUCAUGGGCACUGACAAGAAGACUUGGCAGGAUGCCAGAACGUACUGCAAAAACCAAGGAGGAAAUCUGGUUUCUGUCGUCAAUGAGCCUGAGCAAGCUUUUUUGACAACACAGAUGCUGACCUACGGUGAGGACCUGUGGAUCGGCAUGAAUGACGUCAACUGGGAAAUGCGUUUUGUGUGGACGGAUGGUAAAGGCAUUUCGUACACCAACUGGGCCAAAGGGCACCCAACGUCAACACCUGAAGGCCGCUUCUCCUUCAUGGAUGAGGAGAUUUUCGACUGUGUGAUUAUGGUGGGCGGCAUUUCAAAACUAAUAGGACUCUGGAAGGUGGAAGACUGCAAUAGCAAACGUGGCUUUAUCUGCAAAAGAAACAUUGAUUCUCAGAUUGCGGUGGCGACCACCAAGGUGUCGCCAAAGGCCUUCUCCAAGCUGGGCAAUGACUCCUUCAAACUGGUGACUCAGAAGAUGCGUUGGGAUGAGGCAAGAAGGCAGUGCCAAGCGGAUGACGCCGACCUGGCUAGCAUCCUCAACCCGGUGACCCAGGCGUAUGUCACCCUGAUGAUGGCAAAGCACCGCGAACCCGUGUGGAUUGGCCUCAACAGCAAUGUGACAGGAGGACGCUACAAGUGGGUGGACAACUGGCUUCUCUCUUUCACCAAAUGGGGCAAAGACGAGCCUAAAAGUAACUACGGCUGUGUGUACAUGGACAUAGACACAUCCUGGAAGACGGCACCUUGCAGUAACACCUACUAUUCCCUUUGCAAGAGUUCCCUCGACUUGGCACCCACGGAGCCUCCUCAGCUCCCCGGUAACUGUCCAGAUGCUAAGAACGGGAGAAUCUGGAUACCCUUCAGAGGUCAUUGUUAUUCGUUCUUCAGCUCGGUAUCGGACUCCUGGGCCCACGCCUCUGUGGAAUGUCUGAAAACGGGCGCAUCUCUGGUAAGCAUCGAGGACCCGCAAGAAAGUCUUUUCAUCCAACAAAACCUGGAACUUCUUCAGGACGGUGCCAAGAACUUCUGGAUUGGCAUGUAUAAGAGCCAUGAAAGUCAGUGGAUGUGGAUCGACAACAGCGUGGUGGACUUCACCAACUGGGAGAAGGGAAUGCCACAGUCUGAGUCAUGUGUGGACGUUCAUUCUGAGAGCGGGAAAUGGAGUACAACCAGCUGCCGCAGAUACAGAGCGUAUAUCUGCAAAACACCUAAAGUUGUCACACCCACAGAAAAGCCUCCAUCUGUUGCUCAUAUAGUGGAAGAGAUUACCCAUGGGUCUGCUGGCGUCACCGUGGCUGUGGUGCUGAUAGUGAUUUCACUAGCAGGACUUGGUGGCUUCCUGAUCUUCAGAAAAAAGAUACCUACAUCUGUGUUGGGGGAGUCCAACUUUGACAACAAGUUAUACUUCAACAACCCAAUCCGAGCUCUGGUGGACACCAAGGGCCUGGUGGCCAACAUAGAGCAGAAUGAACAAUCAUAAACAAUAUUCAUUUCUCACCAGAUCAACAACCUUCAUAGUUGUGCUCAUAUGUUUCCAUUGUGAGGACUGGAACUUGGCUCAUCUUUUCUAAGAUGACGUGUAUAUAAAUAUAUAUAUUUUUGUUACUUUGGAAAAUCAACAGGUGACAAUAUUUGAAGAUGAUUUCUAUUAAUGGUCCAGAACUUUGUUUGUUUUUCCCACUGGCUGCCAU
This is a messenger RNA of Doryrhamphus excisus (bluestripe pipefish), 4532 nucleotides long. The record is from RefSeq and is a predicted model, not a curated record. Lineage: Eukaryota; Metazoa; Chordata; Actinopteri; Syngnathiformes; Syngnathidae.